Lycium ferocissimum is the source of this 1419-nucleotide messenger RNA. RefSeq names its product protein FAR1-RELATED SEQUENCE 8-like. The record is from RefSeq and is a predicted model, not a curated record. The transcript is spliced from 4 exons. The coding region runs from base 1 to 1419 and encodes 472 amino acids. Lineage: Eukaryota; Viridiplantae; Streptophyta; Magnoliopsida; Solanales; Solanaceae.
AUGGACCCAAACAAUGGAAAUUCGGACAAUGAUUUAAGGGAAACCUUGAAUAAUGUUUUAGAGAUUCAAGAGAAUGACAGUUUGUUCUCUAAUGUUGGUGGUGGAGAAGGUGAAGAUUCAGACGGGAGUUUUAUUGGUGGUCCAGACGCAUAUUUGGACAGUGAGGAUGAAGAGCUCAACUUGAUGUGUCUAGAGGAAGAGGCAAAUAUGCCUGAUCAAUUGGAGGAAGACGACGAGGAUCCUAUGCCGGAUCAACAUAAAUAUGAGGCUCAUGUGACAGAUGAAGAUGAAGAUGAAGAUAGAGAAGGAAUGGAUGAGGAUACAUUUACUCAUCAACAACUUGUACAAGGUACUACUGAAGGAAUGAUAUUCAAUACUAAAGAUUCAAUGUUUGCAUUUUACAGAGAGCACGCCAGAUUGAAAGGGUUUGGUGUGUUGAAAAAAUCAGCGGUAAAAAAAUGUAGUGAUACAAUUAAUUAUAUUGUGUUUGCUUGUGAUAAGAGAGGUAAAGUAAAAAGAUAUAAACAGAGCAAAAAGAUUAAAUGUAAAGCUCAAAUUAAUGAUAUUUUGCUGCAUGAUGGAUCAUGGCGUGUUAAUAAGCUCGUUGGAGAUCAUAAUCAUCCAUUGGAUCCCAAACUAUCACGCUUUAUGCCCUCGCAUAGGGAUGUGAGCAAUAGUUUGAAGAGGCAUCUAGUAGCUCACGACAUUGUAGGCAUAAGACCUUCAAAGAGCAUAAGACUCUUGGAAGUUCAAGCUGGUGGUCCUGAAAAUUUGAGAUGUACCCCCAAGGACUGCAGAAAUUACAUUCUACAUCAGAGGAGGUUGAGAACCUUGUCCACUGAUGCAGAAGCAAUAAACAGGUUUUUUCUUGAGAUGCAGAUUCAGGAUAGGGAGUUUUUCUAUGCAGUACACAAUGAUAAUUCUGGCAGGCUCCGUAACUGUGUAUGGUUUCAUACACAUUACCGCCAGUCCAUACUUCUGGGUUGUGCUUUGAUUACUAGUGAGGAUGCUAAAACUUACAAAUAUGUGUUCUCUACUUGUCUUAGAGCCAUGAAUGGUUUACCUCCAACGGCUAUCUUGACCGACCAAUGCGAGAGCAUUAAGGUAGCUAUUAGAGAAGUGAUGCCAGAUGCAAUCCACAGUGGUUAUAGCACCCUGAAGCAGUUUGUUGAGAAAUACGAGAUGGCCUUGAGAGCCAAGUAUGAUAAAGAGCUAGAAGAACAAAGGAUUUUGCAUUGUGCAUUGAGCAUUCAUGAAAAUGCUGAAUUAGUGGAGGGGGUGGAGAAGUACAUCAUUACAGAUUUUUCAAUUAGGAAUGAUUUCCAUGGGAAUCAAUUUGUGUUUUUGGUGGAAUAUAGACUAGGAGGCCCAUAUUUGGAAUGCAAUGGCAAAAACUUUGAAUCUACUGGCAUAGUGUGA